AUGGGGUAUGAUACAUCAAAAGAAGAAAAAGAUUUACGUGGCUGUUUGACGGAAACUGUGAUCACUAUGAUGGAACGUAGUAUGCAGUAUGACAGCGAUCAGGUUCCAUGGAUAAUGGGUUCAAUGCAAUCCAGUGCUCGUCCUCCGAAUGAAGCAACAUUUGGAUAUCACGCCAAGGUUGCAGCGAAAUUUGAAUGUGAAGAACACAAACGAGAAGCGCAGUUCCUUAAUCUCUAUGAGGAUUAUCCAGUGGGAUUUUGGAGCAAGCAUGUAUUGGUGAAUGUCGGUCUCGACGGGAACAAAAGCAUUAAACAUUUCACUCGAACCAGCAAGAGGGAAGAGAAUGUCGUGUGA
Molecule: messenger RNA, 354 nt
Organism: Fasciola hepatica (liver fluke)
Lineage: Eukaryota; Metazoa; Platyhelminthes; Trematoda; Plagiorchiida; Fasciolidae
Source: the annotation of a GenBank genome assembly